AUGGCCGCCCAGCUGAAGGAGAUCGUGGAGCGCCUCAAUGCCGAUCCCUUCGGGAUGCAGCUGUCCCUGCUGGCUUUCGACGAGAUGGAGCCCGUCGAGCUGUUGGAUGUGCUGAAGAAGGUAUGCGUCUACCUCGACAAGAAGCACGACUACGAGUGGCGCGACACGCUGGACCAGACGUACCAGAAGCUCGCCGAGUUUCUGCAUACGUUGGGCUACCAGUGCCCUUUCGACACCGAUUUUCAGUCGGGGCUCAUGAGCGGCGAGAAGGGCACCGUGCACCCGAUACUGUAUUGGCUGCUCAGCAACCUCGAGGCCCUCAGGAAGCGGUCCUACCUCGCCCGCUUCUGUGUGAACCUGGAGGUCCCCGAGGAGUUCCUGCGCGAGGAGCAGGUCUUCGAGGUCUACCAGUCCUACAAGGAGCUGCAGUCGCAGUUCAAGGCCAUGCACUCGCACGUGGAGCAGGAGCGCCAGGGCCGGCUGAACCCGCAGGACCUCCAGGCCGAGGUCCAGCAGCUCGACUCGGAGCGCGAGCAGCUGCAGCAGAAGAUCCAGCUCCUGCGCCAGAAGACCGAGAGGGACGAGGGCUUCAAGCAGCUGCUGCAGGUGACGUCCAUGCUGCGGAAGGAGCAGGAGGAGGAGGCCCGCCUGGCGGAGAAGCUGCAGGAGCAGCGCUUCGCUCUGGAGUCGACGGAGCAGAUGUUCGUGGAGCGGUCGGCGCGGCUGCGCGAGAUGCGCGAGGCGCAGCAGCAGGACGGCGAGGGCAAUGCGGAUGCGAUGCUGAAGAUGCUCCGGAGCGAGGUGAAGAAGGGCCGGGACCAGCUCGGCCGCGUGCGCAAGGAGAUCGAGGAGAAACACGAGCAGCUCGGCAAGAUCGACGCGGCCCUCAGCGAGCCGCCCGUGUCGAAGGCCGACAUCGACGGGAUGGAGCAUGACAUCCAGUCCAUGCGAGACGACAAGGAGGCCCUGGAGCGCAAGAUCGAGGAGCACAACCAGGACUCGCGACUUUCCGUGUACAAGCAGCAGGCGAAUCUAGUCGCCAAGAAGAAGGAAGUCGUCAUGAGGGACAAAAAGGCCUUGGAGGAGGAUCGCGACGGCCUCAGCAAGGAAUUGUCUGCGAAAGAGCGCGAGUACGAACAGAUGAAAGGCCACAAGUUCAUGAAGAAGGACGAGUUCAAGAACUACGCCACUUCUCUCCGGGACAAGUCGGCCAAGUUCAAGAAGUUGAAGACCGAGCUCAGCGAGUUGCGGCACGAGGUCGCGGUGCUCGUCCGCACGGAGCAGCUACUGCAGGCCCGGGACCCGACGCCCGCGGGCCAAAAAGAUGCGGAGACAAUGCUGGAGAAGGUCUCGGUAGUCAAGUCGGAGGUAGAUAAAGCAAAAGGCAAGACUCUGGAUCAGAUCACCGAAAUUGUACAGCAGAUCAAAAGCAAGAUCAUGGAGAAGAAGAACAAGCUCGCUCCGCAGAUUAAAGCGCUGCGGGCGGUGCGCCAGAACUUCCAGCAGGUCGAGGUGAAGUACCUCGAGAAGAAGGGGGCCUACGACCACGCGCACUCAAACGUGGAGGCAGAGCUUUCCAAGCUGGCGGGGGAGGUGAAGCAGCUCGAGGCGGAGGCCCAGGAUGGCGAGCGCACGUACCACGAGCUGAACAUGCAGAUGGAAGUUGCCGAAAUGAAGCUGCAGCGGGCAAAGCGCGAGGGGAAGUGCCAGCGGAAGGAGGGCGGCGCGAGAUACUCGGAUCAGUUUGCGACCCUGUCGGAGUGUUACCAGGCUGAGAUCAGCACGCUCGACAAGCAGUGCAAGGAGUUGCGCAAGGAAAAGGACAUGGUCAUGGACAACUUCGAUGAAAAGCUGAAGCAGAAGAAAGCUUUCGUACAGUUGGAGAGAUUGUUGGCAGUGAAGCUCCAGGUGGCCAAGCAGGAGCUAGUCAACCAGCGCUACGGCAUGCCUGGCACGGCCCUCGAGGAACGCAACAACGGCGUGGAGCGACUCGUCAUCGACGGACCGUAUUGA
Prorocentrum cordatum is the source of this 2013-nucleotide messenger RNA. The record is from the annotation of a GenBank genome assembly. NCBI's taxonomy places the organism in Eukaryota, Dinophyceae, Prorocentrales, Prorocentraceae.